AUGGCCAACGACGAUAGCUCCAUCUGGGUCUACAGCCCUUCCUUUCCUCUGGCAAUUGUCGGCUGCGUUGUCUACUGUCUUUUAUUCAUCGCCAUCACCUACACCACCUGGAUCAAGCACCGCGCCUGGUUCUUCUCCACCGUCGUCGUCGGUGCCGCCGUCGAAGUGGCCGGCUACGUCUUCCGCGUCUACUCAACCAAGCACCAAACCGUCCUUGUCCCGUACAUCUUGACACUUACGUUUACCGUCCUCGCCCCCGUCUUCGUCGCGGCCGGUAACUACCUGCUCAUCAGCCGCCUCAUCCUGAGCGUCCUGCCGCCGACCCGCCACCGCAUCCUCGGCAUCGCCGGCCGCCUCCUCACGCCCAUCUUCGUCACCUUUGACGUUGUCUCCUUCCUCGUCCAGGGCAACGGGUCCGCCAUCGCCAGCUCCGGAAACUGGACAGGCGACAAGGAGAAGAUUGGGCGGUACACGCUGAUCGGCGGCCUCGUGCUGCAGCUCGUCGCCUUUGGGCUCUUCCUCGCCGUGUUCGGACGCUUCCACUUCUUGGCCAAUAAGUUCGCCGUUCCCGAAGCGCCGGUUGGCUGGCGCAAGGUCGCCCGCGCAGUCUACAUUUCCAGCAUCGCCAUCAUGAUCCGCUGUAUUUAUCGAGUCUGCGAGUUUGCGGAAGGUAUGCAGGGCUACGCGUUUCGCACCGAGUGGCUGUUCUGGGCGUUUGAGAGCAUCCCCAUGGUGUUUGCCAUCGGCGCCUUCUGCGUCUGGCAUCCGUCGCAGUAUCUGCCGCGCAGCGCGCUGCUCUCCAGCAAGGCCAGGGCCAAGAAGCAGAACUCCGUGGAGAUGGCUACAAGCACGUCAACUUCGCACGAGGCAAUUGUAUAA
Molecule: messenger RNA, 879 nt
Organism: Cordyceps fumosorosea ARSEF 2679
Lineage: Eukaryota; Fungi; Ascomycota; Sordariomycetes; Hypocreales; Cordycipitaceae
Product: RTA1 domain protein
Exons: 3
Coding region: 1-879 (292 amino acids)
Cellular component (GO): membrane
Source: RefSeq, a predicted model, not a curated record